Beta vulgaris subsp. vulgaris (sugar beet) is the source of this 735-nucleotide messenger RNA. RefSeq lists its product as uncharacterized. The transcript is spliced from 2 exons. Lineage: Eukaryota; Viridiplantae; Streptophyta; Magnoliopsida; Caryophyllales; Amaranthaceae. The record is from RefSeq and is a predicted model, not a curated record. The coding region runs from base 1 to 735 and encodes 244 amino acids.
AUGGAUGAUGAGGAAAGACCGACCUGGGCGUGUGUUAAGAGUUGGCGUAGCAAUGGGAUUACAUCUAUUUGGGGAGAUCCUGAUCGGAGUAGUAUUGCUCGCAAGGAUAGGGGCAUGGAUGAUGAGGAAAUGAAGGCGUUAGAGGCUAGAGUGAGCCAAAGAGUUAGAGAACAGACGAUGGAAGAGAUGAACUCGAAGGUAGAUGCAUUAGUUCAAGAAAGGUUCAUGGCUUUUGCGGCGCAGUUAGGUUUAUAUCGGUUGUUCUUUGACGACAUACUCGUCAACAAUAGCAGUGAGCAAGAACAUGUUACUCAUUUGGCCAUGGUUCUGCAGACUUUCGAGGAACAUCAGCUCUAUGUGAAUUAUAAGAAGUGUGAAAUUAGGUUGCCAGAGGUAGCUUACCUCGAUCAUAAAAUCUCGGUUCAGGGUGUGGAUGUUGAUAUGGACAAGGAGCAGGCUAUUGCACAACCUAAAAACUUAUGGGAGCUCCCGGGAAUUUUGGAAUUAACCGGGUAUUACCAUAAGUUCAAAGCUAACUACGCGCAUAUUCCUAACCCACUUACUGCUCAGUUAAAGAAGGAUUGUUUUGGGUGGUCCUCGGAGGCUACACAGGCUUUUGCCACCUUGAAAAUGGCGAUGACACAAGCCCUAGUUCUGAUGAUGCUGAAUUUUCAAUUACCCUUUAUCCUAGAGACGGAUGCCUCAGGUUUUGGUGUGGGGGCUGUCCUGAUGUAG